Molecule: messenger RNA, 4350 nt
Organism: Nothoprocta perdicaria
Lineage: Eukaryota; Metazoa; Chordata; Aves; Tinamiformes; Tinamidae
Gene: DAGLA
Product: diacylglycerol lipase alpha
Exons: 20
Coding region: 264-3359 (1031 amino acids)
Biological process (GO): lipid metabolic process
Cellular component (GO): dendrite membrane; postsynaptic membrane
Source: RefSeq, a predicted model, not a curated record
UCAGCCCCAUGAUGUGAGCUGUCUUUUGGCUGACAGAACUGUUCUUCAUUGUUUUUGUGUGCACCUGCCGACUGAGGAGCUUGAGAAGGUUGGGUGCGGUUAAAUGACUGACUCAAGACAAUAUGAAUUAUGUAGAAGUAAAUUGAACUAAUUAAUGAAGACAAAGGCCAACAUCAGCAACCAGGAGAAGCUCGUCUUUGUGGGACCUGAACUUCUGAGGAGGUGAGUGUCGUGCCUGCUGAACCUCCCCGGACCCGCUAGCCAUGCCAGGAAUUGUCGUGUUCCGCCGGCGCUGGUCUGUGGGCAGCGAUGACCUCGUUUUGCCGGCUGUCUUUCUUUUCCUCCUUCAUACCACCUGGUUUGUGAUCCUCUCCGUGGUGCUCUUCGGGCUGGUGUACAACCCCAACGAGACGUGCUCUCUUAACCUGGUGGACCACGGCAGAGGCUACCUGGGCAUCCUGCUCAGCUGUAUGAUCGCAGAGGUGGCAAUCAUCUGGCUCAGCAUGCGAGGCAGCAUCCUGUACACGGAGCCCCGCGACUCGAUGCAGUAUGUGCUCUAUGUCAGACUAGCUAUCUUGGUGAUCGAAUUUGUGUACGCCAUCGUGGGCAUCAUUUGGCUAACGCAGUACUACGCGUCGUGCAACGAUGUCACUGCCAAGAGCGUCACUUUGGGGAUGGUGGUGUGCAACUGGGUCGUCAUCCUGAGCGUCUGCAUCACUGUCCUGUGCGUCUUCGACCCCACGGGGAGGACCUUUGUCAAGCUGCGUGCCACGAAGCGCCGGCAGCGCAACCUGAGGACCUACAACCUGCGGCACCGCCUGGAGGAAGGGCAAGCCAGCAGCUGGACACGGCGGCUCAAGGUUUUCCUUUGCUGCACGCGCACCAAGGACUCCCAGUCGGAUGCCUACUCUGAGAUCGCCUACCUUUUCGCGGAGUUCUUCCGAGACCUGGACAUCGUCCCGUCCGACAUCAUUGCGGGCCUGGUUCUCCUGCGCCAGCGGCAAAGGGCGAAACGCAACGCCGUGCUGGAUGAGGCAAACAAUGACAUUUUAGCUUUUCUGUCUGGGAUGCCGGUGACCAGGAACACUAAGUAUCUGGACCUGAAAAAUGCGCAAGAGAUGCAGCGCUAUAAAGAGGUGUGUUACUACAUGCUGUUUGCCCUGGCUGCCUAUGGCUGGCCCAUGUACCUGAUGAGGAAGCCCACAUGUGGACUCUGUCGCCUGGCCAGAUCCUGCUCGUGUUGCUGUCUGUGUCCUUCCCGUCCCCGCUAUGCACCCGGUGUCACCAUUGAGGAGGACAACUGCUGUGGCUGCAAUGCCAUCGCCAUCCGGCGGCACUUCUUGGAUGAGAAUAUGACCUCGGUGGACAUUGUUUACACUUCUUGUCACGAUGCGGUUUAUGAAACUCCUUUCUACGUUGCUGUGGACCACGAUAAGAAGAAGGUGGUCAUCAGUAUCCGAGGAACUCUGUCUCCAAAAGAUGCCUUGACUGACCUAACUGGGGAUGCAGAACGGCUUCCAGUUGAGGGUCACCAUGGAACAUGGCUGGGACACAAAGGAAUGGUGCUAUCUGCUGAGUACAUUAAGAAGAAAUUGGAACAGGAGAUGGUGCUCUCUCAAGCCUUUGGACGGGACCUGGGCAGAGGGACAAAACACUAUGGCCUGAUUGUGGUUGGUCAUUCCCUAGGGGCUGGCACGGCUGCAAUCCUGUCCUUCCUUUUGCGCCCACAGUACCCGUCACUGAAGUGCUUUGCGUAUUCCCCCCCAGGCGGGCUGCUGAGUGAGGAUGCCAUGGAGUAUUCAAAAGAAUUUGUGACUGCAGUCGUACUUGGCAAAGAUCUAGUGCCCAGGAUUGGGCUCUCACAACUAGAGGGGUUUCGCCGGCAACUGCUUGAUGUUCUCCAGCGAAGUAACAAACCAAAGUGGCGAAUCAUUGUGGGUGCCACCAAGUGCAUCCCGAAGUCAGAGCUCCCUGAAGAGACAGAGGAAAAUUCGGUAACCAGUAAUCGCCUCUGGACCCAUCCCAGUGAUCUCACCAUUGCCCUGUCUGCAAGCACCCCGCUCUACCCGCCCGGCCGCAUCAUCCACGUGGUGCACAACCAUCCUGCAGAGCAGUGCUGUUGCUGUGAGCAAGAGGAUCCCACUUAUUUUGCUAUCUGGGGUGACAACAAGGCGUUUAAUGAAGUGAUCAUCUCGCCAGCGAUGCUGCAUGAACACCUCCCAUAUGUGGUCAUGGAAGGACUCAACAAGGUCCUGGAGAAUUACAACAAGGGGAAAACAGCUUUACUAUCUGCAGCCAAAGUAAUGGUGAGUCCUACAGAAGUGGAUCUAACCCCAGAGUUGAUCUUCCAGAGUCAGCCCUUGCCUAGUGGACCCACAAUACAGAUUGGAACUGGAGCCAUAACAGUGGACAGAAGAAACAGCAGUACUAAGAGCAAGUCCCAUUCGGAAAUUAGCCUGGAGGGAUUUUAUGAGACAAAGGCACUUUCCCCUGUGCAGAAGGACCCUGUGGAGCUUCUCCUCCUGGAUACAAAGGAACGUCUGUCUGUGGAGCUGCAGGACCGCCGCGCCCCUCUCGCGACCAUGGAGAGCCUCUCUGACAACGAAUCCCUCUACAGCUUCGAUUCCAGGCGCUCCUCUGGCUUUCGGAGCAUCCGGGGCUCCCCCAGUCUCCACGCGGUCAUGGAGAAGGACGAGACGCACUGCUUUUACAUAGACCCCGCUAUCCCGGAGGAGAACCCCUCGCUCAGCUCGCGGACAGAGCUGCUGGCUGCUGACAGCCUUUCCAAACACUCCCAGGAGACUCAGGCCCCGGACACCGUGCUCAGCAGCGGGGGAACCACCCCGCAGCGCCGCUGCAGCGAGGCGGGCGCCGGCAGCGACGGGGACCGCGUUUCUUUAGCCCCGCGGGAGGAGCUGGCGCUCCAGAACGGGCGGCUCGCUGACGUUCCCAGUCCCCAGGUGCUGGAGUUUGCUGAGUUCAUAGACAGCCUCUUUAAUCUGGAUAGCAAAAGCAGCUCCUUCCAGGACAUCUACUGCAUGAUGGUGUCGGACAGCUCCAGUGACUUUGCAGAGAUGCCCAAGUCUGUCAGUGAUCAGGAGAUCCUGUUAAGGGCCCAAUACGAGCCCAACUUAGUCCCAAAGCCCCCGAGGUUGUUUGCAGGUUCAACAGAUCCUUCGUCGGGCAUCUCUGUCUCACCCUCCUUCCCCCUUAGCUCGUCCGGAGAACUCAUGGAUAUCACUCCCACAGGCGUGAGCAGCCAGGAGUGCCUGGCCACUGACAAAAUCCGGACUUCCACCCCCUCYGGGCAUGUAACCAGCCCUGCAAAGCAGGAGGACCUCAUGAUUUCUGCCCUCUAGUGCAAGGGUACAGGGGCUUGGCUCUGCGAGCUGAUCCCGUAGGCAGAGUGCUGGGAUAAUGCUUGGAAAAGCUGAUCAUUGGGCAGUUCAGGUCAGAAGAGACACCUGGAAACAUUUCCUCCUGGGAUGCCACAGUGGCAGCACAGUGGUGUCUGGAGGAUGGAUUGUGCUUGGGUCCCAUGCUUUGAUUUGGGAGAAGAAGCGUUGCCUCUCGAUGCCCACUACACAAAGCGGGCCUAAGUCUCUAAAGGUAGAUGCAAGUCCCCUGCCUUAGCAUGCCUGGUUUCUAUUAAGAGGCAGAUUCCUUGCCCCAGGGCACCUGCCGAGGUGUGGGAGUGAGAUGUACUGCUUCAGGGAAUCCUCUGGGAUGGAGGAGUGGAUUCUCUGAAGCUCAAGGGUUGCACAGGCAGAAGCAAGGGGACCAGGUCACCCCCCCGGUACUAUUUCCAAUGGUCUGGAAAAUGAGCGGAUUGAGACUUUGGGCCCUAUUGCACUAACAUGUUGGRUCUGGCCCAAGAUCCAAUUCGUCACACUUCCAUGGGGAUUGUUUUUGUAGGACACUCUCCCAUUUUAAAGCCAUUGGGACUGUAUUCUCCCUAAAUGCAGUCUCCCCUUCCCUGGCCAGGCACAGCAAGAGUCAGGCUGGCACUGUGUUUUCUCUCCCCUGAGUAUUUCUGUGCUCAGUGACCACCAGCCACCUUCUGAGAGGACAGGGAACUCUGUUCUGGAGAGCCAGAGCCCUUUGUCACGUCCCCUUCUGUGCCAGAAGGAGCCCUCCUGGAUGCCACCGUCGUCACCUCACGGUUUCCUGGACCGCUCUGAGCUGGCGUCGCUCCCGCGGGACUGGCAGGAUGUUCAUCUCAGAGCUGCGUGGAUGGAUCAGCUUCACCGUCGUGUGCCGGGCCCCUGCAGAGCCUGGGAGCCUCGGCAGGACCCGCGGGGUCCUCACCCCACCUGCCCGCGGUGCUUGCACAUCAGUGCUGGCCUCUGU